AGUGGCUGCUGGGAGACAUGACAGGGUCCUCCGCUUCCCCUCUCCUGGCAGCAGUGUUGCGAAACCCUCCUAACACAUGUCUGGCGUAGAUUUUUUUCUCUCUCUCUCCAUUAAAAGCCUGUUUUCAUCCAGCCCUUACGCCACCAGUCCCACUGUCAUGUCACAGGCAUCUCUGUGGGGCAAAGACACCACAGCCUUACUUGAUCUGUCCUCUCCUGUGUGCAGCUGGAGCCACGCCCUCCUGGAUAAAGUUCACCAAGUGUCCUCCUGCUCCAGACCAAGCGCAGCACCUUAUCAAAGAGGGACAGAGCUUUUAAUCCUGAAUUAAAGAUCUCUGGUCUUCCCCUUCAAAUGAGGAGUUCUCAGUUUUAUUUAAACUAAUAAACCUCCCCCGUUUUCCUCUAUAAACUGCUUUUUCUCAUUCAAGAGGAGGAAGAUAAGAAGGGAUCGCUUUUAAAGAUGCUCUGCGCUUCUUUUUUUCCUCUGAAUUUGUGAAGUUAGUGAAGGGCAACAAGUGGAGACCAGGUGACAUCUCCAGAAGCCUUUGGCAUUUUCACGUUGACAGCGCGGGGCUUACUGGACAGCGAGCUGCUCAGCUUGAACGAUGGCCGGAUGCUGCAUAUCGGCGGAGGACAGGGAGAACCAGAGGAUCAACGAGGAGAUUGAGAAGCAGCUACGGAGAGACAAGAAGGACUCUCGCAGGGAGCUGAAGCUGCUGCUGUUAGGUACUGGAGAAAGUGGAAAGAGUACCUUCAUCAAACAAAUGAGGAUUAUCCACGGAGGAGGAUACACAGACGAGGACAAGAGGAGCUACGCCAAGCUGGUCUACCAGAACAUCUACACGUCCAUGCAGGCGAUGGUGCGAGCCAUGGAAACACUUAGUAUAUCCUUCUCUGAUCCCCAGAAUCAGAGCCAUGCAAACGCAGUCCUGGAGGUGGAGGUGGAUAAGGUGGAGGAGUUAGACCAAAACCUUGUGGCGGCCAUCAGCAGUCUGUGGAAGGAUGAAGGAAUACAGGAUUGCUACGACCGACGCAGGGAAUACCAGCUGUCUGACUCCACCAAAUACUAUCUCUCCGACCUGGAUCGAAUUGCCCAACCCUCUUAUAUCCCUGACUUGCAGGAUAUCCUCCGAGUCCGAGUGCCCACCACAGGUAUCAUCGAAUACCCGUUUGACAUGGAGAACGUCAUCUUCAGAAUGGUGGAUGUGGGGGGUCAGAGGUCAGAGAGGAGGAAGUGGAUCCACUGCUUUGAGAACGUCACAUCCAUCAUCUUCCUGGUGGCGCUCAGCGAGUAUGACCAGGUCUUGGCUGAGUGCGACAAUGAGAACCGUAUGGAGGAGAGCAAGGCCCUGUUCAAAACCAUCAUAACCUACCCGUGGUUCCAGCGCUCCUCUGUCAUACUUUUCCUCAACAAGACCGACAUCCUCAAGGAGAAGAUCAUGUACUCUCAUUUAGCCUCCUACUUCCCUGAAUUCACAGGCCCUCAGCAGGAUCCUACAGCAGCUCAAGAAUUCAUCCUGAAAAUGUACCAGGAACAAAACCCGGACAAGGACAAGACGCUGUACCCUCACUUUACCUGCGCCACAGACACAGAAAACAUCCGCUUUGUCUUUGUGGCCGUCAAAGACACCAUCCUCAGACACAACCUGAAGGAGUUCAAUCUGGUGUAAAGAGGGGCAGGAGGACAGGAGACAGGGAGACAAGAAGGUAGAGGGAAAGACGUGAGGAGAGCCAAGAGAGGAGAAUUACUUAAAGCAAAUUUUUACCACGCUUUAUCUCGAACGAUUAGACUUUACAAAGUUCCUUUGUGUCUGCACAAUCACUGGAAAGAUUUUCUUUUGUUUUUUUCAUCUUUUGUGCCUCCUGUACAAGUACAGCCAGAGAGAGAAUAUGAACGUGAACAUACCGAAAACUGUUUCUGUGGGUUGCUGUUGUUUACUUUGUGGUUCCCUUCCCAGCCUUUGUAGAGAUGUAUUGUAAGAAUGUGGUACUUUGACAGCAGAAGUGAGAAUGUCAAAAUUUGGUUAAACUAAUAUCAGUGACCUGUUGUGUGGGCUACAUAUUUUAUUAUUUAAAAUACAGUUGCCAGAUUUAUCUGAGUGCUUUAACCGAUAUACAAUUUGUGCUCAUGCAGUGGCUGAUUAUAGAAGUUGUUUUUCGUCCUGAGUUCUGUGAUUUAAUAUCAGGUAGCACAUUUUCUUUCCCCACUGAGCCAUCUGUGUCUGUGUGUUCUACCUGCAAGUGCCUUAUUUAUUCAGGGCAGUCAGCACAACCACUGGGUUUGCUGUAAGUGUAAAUAAUCCAAGUUGUUCUUCGAAAAACCCUCCUCAGCUGUUUCUCGUCAGGAGAAAUGGAAAUUAUAUUUAUGGAAUUUUUCAAUAAACCUUUACAUUUACUUAAUGAAGGAAUCUGAGUGAUUGGAA
Messenger RNA from Scatophagus argus, 2422 nucleotides. RefSeq names its product guanine nucleotide binding protein (G protein), alpha 14a (gene gna14a). Gene Ontology annotation, biological process: action potential; adenylate cyclase-modulating G protein-coupled receptor signaling pathway; phospholipase C-activating dopamine receptor signaling pathway. Lineage: Eukaryota; Metazoa; Chordata; Actinopteri; Scatophagidae. Gene Ontology annotation, cellular component: heterotrimeric G-protein complex. The record is from RefSeq and is a predicted model, not a curated record. Bases 605 to 1669 code for a protein of 354 amino acids. Gene Ontology annotation, molecular function: G-protein beta/gamma-subunit complex binding; guanyl nucleotide binding; GTPase activity. The transcript has 7 exons.